This is a messenger RNA of Eruca vesicaria subsp. sativa (arugula), 2187 nucleotides long. The record is from the annotation of a GenBank genome assembly. NCBI's taxonomy places the organism in Eukaryota, Viridiplantae, Streptophyta, Magnoliopsida, Brassicales, Brassicaceae.
GCCGAACAUCAACCACCGUUCGGAAAAAAAUCAAUCGCCGGCGAUCGAAAACGACGGCUCCCCCAACAGGGGACAUUCUCUCUUCUUCAAGCAAACUCUCUCUUCUGUUAUUUAUUACACUGCUAGACAUCACACCAAAGUCAUCCUCUUCUUCUUCUUCUUCCUUCAACAUCUCUCUGUAAUUUCAUUUCCCCUUUCUGAGAUCCUCGACAAAAAUGGUGGAUCCAGGUCCAAUUACGCCGGGUCAGGUAUCUUUUCUGCUUGGAGUGAUCCCAAUAUUUAUCGGUUGGAUAUACUCGGAGCUACUUGAGUACAGGAGGAAGUAUCUCGUUCCCUUUAAACCUCACUCGGAUAAUAAUCUGGUUGAGUUGGGAGGCGUAGCAGAGAAAGACGAUGACAAAGCUGAUUUAUUGGAGGGAGGAGGUCUUGCUCGUUCUGCAUCUCUAAGGUUUCAUAACUCAUCCAUCAGAACUAACAUAGUCAGGUUUUUGAGUAUGGAAGAUUCGUUUUUGCUGGAACACCGAGCAACCUUGAGAGCAAUGUCGGAGUUUGGUGCAAUCUUAAUAUAUUUCUAUAUCUGUGACCGCACGGAGUUGCUUGGAGAUUCAACCAAGAAUUACAACCGUGACCUUUUCAUUUUUCUCUACGUUCUUCUCAUCAUAGUCUCAGCCAUGACAUCUCUUAGAAAGCACAAUGACAAGUCACCCAUUAGUGGAAAAUCCAUUCUCUACCUUAAUCGCCACCAAACCGAAGAGUGGAAAGGAUGGAUGCAGGUUUUGUUCUUAAUGUAUCACUAUUUUGCCGCGGCUGAGAUAUACAACGCAAUCCGUAUCUUUAUUGCUGCUUAUGUCUGGAUGACUGGUUUUGGAAACUUCUCCUACUACUACAUCAGAAAAGAUUUCUCCCUCGCACGUUUUGCGCAGAUGAUGUGGAGGCUGAACUUCUUUGUAGUGUUUUGCUGUAUUGUUCUCAACAACGACUAUAUGUUGUAUUACAUCUGUCCAAUGCACACUCUCUUUACAUUAAUGGUGUACGGAGCGCUGGGUAUCUUCAGCAAAUACAAUGAAGUUGGAUCAGUGAUGGCUCUGAAGAUAUUUUCAUGUUUCCUAGUUGUCUUUCUGAUGUGGGAAAUUCCUGGAGCUUUUGAAAUAUUCUGGAGUCCAUUAACAUUCUUGCUAGGUUACAGUGACCCUGCUAAGCCUGAUCUUCAUCGGUUACAUGAAUGGCACUUCAGAUCAGGGCUUGAUCGCUAUAUAUGGAUCAUUGGCAUGAUUUAUGCUUAUUUCCAUCCAACUGUGGAGAGAUGGAUGGAGAAGUUGGAGGAUUGUGAAACGAAGAAAAGACUAUCUAUCAAGACAGCCAUUGUUACUAUUGCCUUGCUUGUUGGCUACGUGUGGUAUGAAUGUAUCUACAAGCUGGACAAGACCAGUUACAACAUGUAUCACCCAUACACAUCUUGGAUCCCUAUAACUGUUUACAUAUGCCUCAGGAAUUUCACACACCAGCUUCGGAGUGUCUCAUUGACUCUCUUCGCGUGGCUUGGCAAGAUCACUUUAGAGACUUACAUUUCCCAAUUUCAUAUAUGGCUAAGAUCAAACAUGCCUGAUGGGCAACCAAAGUGGCUUCUCUCUAUUAUUCCAGGAUACCCUAUGCUCAAUUUUAUGCUCACAACUGCAGUAUACGUCCUUGUAUCUCACCGUCUCUUUGAACUAACCAACACACUCAAGACCGUUUUUGUACCCACAAAAGACAACAAACGUCUCUUCUGUAACUUCAUAGCUGGAAUCGCCAUUGCUCUUCCUCUCUAUUGCUUCUCAUUCGUUCUUCUUCAAAUUCAUCGCUAAAACCAGCAUAAAGAUGUGUAGUUCUUUCUGUUUCUUCGUCAGGAUCUCACUAAAGCAGAGCAAAAUAAGAUACAAUACAAGUUAGAUUUGUGGAUCAUUCUCUUGUGCAUAUUCAGCUUCGUUCAACAAAGCCUAGACCUGAUCUCAGAAACCAAGACUGCUUUGCUCUAGUGCCAUACGAUAUGGAAGCAACUGUUUUCAGUUUAAAUUUCCCCCCUUUUAUAUAGAUUUCUUUAUACUUUGUUCUGUAAGCAUUAAGCAAAAUCUUGGUGGUUCGUCCAAAAAUGUAUAGUGAUUUUGAAGUAUUAAUCAAACUGCAAAAAAAGGAAGGGUGAUAGUUGCU